Molecule: messenger RNA, 1817 nt
Organism: Phalaenopsis equestris
Lineage: Eukaryota; Viridiplantae; Streptophyta; Magnoliopsida; Asparagales; Orchidaceae
Product: E3 ubiquitin protein ligase DRIP2-like
Exons: 9
Coding region: 287-1705 (472 amino acids)
Molecular function (GO): ubiquitin-protein transferase activity
Source: RefSeq, a predicted model, not a curated record
GGAGGUAUCGGGUCCGGUUCAAAAAUGCUGUGAACCGGAGACGAUCGCAACGCAUGCUAUCGCCGGCCUCGUCCCGCUGAGGAACGCCAAGCAAAGCAAGCCAAAUCCUGGAAAGCAUGUCGCACGUUCUUUUAAGCACGAAAACACGAUCUCUCCCCAUGAACUCGACUUCUCCCGCUCUUUCCAUCUCCCCCGCCUCCCAAAUCACGCCGUAGCCCCUCUUUCUCGUCAGAUCUUCGUCGUAGCCCUCUUCCAUCAACGUCAAUGCCGGCUAGGAAUCGUUCGCAUGCAGAGGAGCGGUGAGAUGUCGAGCGAAGGGGUGGUCGACGGCUCGCUGCAGGUCGUGCGGGUGAAAAGGGAGGUGUUGGUGGCCUGCAUGACAUGUUCGCUCUGUAACAAGCUUCUCAGGGACGCGACCACCAUCUCCGAGUGUCUCCAUACGUUUUGCAGGAAAUGUAUUUUUGAUAAACUCAAUGAUGAUGAGGAAGAAUGCUGUCCUAUAUGUCAGCUUGAUUUGGGUGUUGUUCCAACAGAGAAGCUGAGACCUGAUCACAACCUAGAAGAUAUAAGAGCUAAGAUUUUCCCCUACAAAAGGCGAAAGUUUCAUGGUCUAGAAGUUGUCCCAUCCAUUACAUUGCCUGUUAGAAGAAAGGAAAGGUCACUAUCCUCUUUAGGCGUCAUUACUCGAGUAAAAGCUCAGUCAGGCUUGACAGGAAAGAGAACAAAAGCAGUAGCUAGAAGGGCAUCCAGUACACGGGGACCAAGUCCGGUUAUUGGCGAACAUAAGAAGAAAGAAGAUGAUAAUGAUGAUGUGGUUGAUUCCAGCUCACCAGAGAAAUUCAUCAAAAUGGCUCUUAGUAGAAGGCAGGCUUCAUCUUGUGCAGAAGCAUCUAACUAUUCACAUAAUAAAGAUACCGAGACUGGUCCAGAAACUUCUAAGCCUAAAUCUGAGUUGUGGAAACCGUUGAACUGUCUUUUAGAAGUUGCAAAUAGGACAAAGGGUUUUAAGUCUAGUUCUCAAACUCCUGCUAUUAAAGCAGAUCAAACAAAUAGUCUUGAAAACGAAAGUCAUAUGUACAGAGCAAAGGCUCGGGAUCACCCAAGUAGGUUAAAAAUUGAAGAUUUUGACAAUAACAAUGUUUCAACAUCUCCGAAAAUGGCCAAAGCUAGAAGGAUGCAUGCUUUUAGAAGUAAAAGGAAGGGGCAUGGUCUUUCAGCUCAAGCAGUGCUUGAUGCUUCAGAUGCCGCCAGUGAAAGGAGGAUCUGCCCAAUUUGGCUUUCAUUGCUUUCAUCCCCCAACAAAAAAGGAGGCACUCCAUUGCCUCAAGUACCGGCAUCAUAUCUAAGAAUUAUGUUUAAGGUUUUGAAUGAGAUGGACACUAGAGAAGAUAAUGUUUAUAGAAGGGAAGGCAAUCUUCCUGUUUCUUUCCUCCAGAAAUACCUAGUAAAGAAGCUUAACCUUGCAAGUGAGGCGGAGGUCGAAAUAGCUUGCCAAGGCGAGCUGGUGAGUCCCACACUAUCCCUAUACGACCUGACAGAACAAUGGCUCCGCCAUGGGCCUUCUCAAAGGGUGCAGGCUUUAGUCGGUGCUUCAGCUAAGGACUUCGUCAUGGUCCUGACAUACAGCCCUUAUGUGUUGCAGGAUAAGCAAACGCGGCCUGUGAGUCGACUGCGGAGUUCGACCCAUCGCAAGCGUUUAGUGUAAAAAUCCAACCGCAUUUUCAGAUAAACAGGCAAAAUAUGGGAACCAAACGGUUCCGCGGCGUUUUCAAAAGUGUCACCAAAAUUAUAGCUGCCCUAAAUGGGUCCUUGAUUCG